Molecule: messenger RNA, 1533 nt
Organism: Pristis pectinata (smalltooth sawfish)
Lineage: Eukaryota; Metazoa; Chordata; Chondrichthyes; Rhinopristiformes; Pristidae
Product: zinc-binding protein A33-like
Exons: 6
Coding region: 36-1457 (473 amino acids)
Biological process (GO): protein ubiquitination
Molecular function (GO): protein binding; zinc ion binding; ubiquitin-protein transferase activity
Source: RefSeq, a predicted model, not a curated record
AAAGGAAUGUGAAUCAGGAAGUGCGGGGAGUUAACAUGGCUUCGAAAGUCCAGGUCGAGAGUUUAACCGAGGAGGCAAUUUGUCCCAUCUGCCUGGAUUUCUUCACCGAUCCGGUUAUACUGGAGUGUGGACACAACUUCUGCCGCUCCUGUAUCACACGCUGUUGGGAAAGGGAGGAGAGAAACUCCUGCCCGGAAUGUAGAGAGGAGUUUGCGGACCGCACCCUCAGGGUAAAUCGGGCCUUAGCAAAUCUGUCUGAGAAAGCUCGAAAAGUAAACCUGAAUCCGAUAAAGAGGGAAAGUAAACUUCACUGCGAGGAACAUCAGGAAGAACUGAAGCUCUUUUGUGAAACGGACAAGAAACUGAUCUGUGUGAUUUGUGCCGGUGCGCGGGAACACAGAGAUCACCGCUUCCUACCGACUAAAGAAGCUGUUGAAAUUUGCAAGGAUCAGAUUAAAUCUUCCAUAGAAUCUCUCACAAAAAUGAAAUCAGACUUCCAGGAAAUGGAGCGACAACAGAAAGAGAAGAUCUCCGGAGUUCGGGAACAAUCACACAGCCUUCAGUCCCACAUCACAUCCCAAUUUGCUGAACUGCACCAGAUUCUCACUGAGAAGGAGCAGCGCUUACUCAGAGAUCUCAGGGAAGAAGAGGAGAAGAUUCUAAAUCCAAUGGAGAAAAAUUUUCAAGAGAUUCAAGAGAAUUUAAAUUCUAUUCAGGAGAAACUCUCAAAAUUACAGGAACAGAUGGAUCAAGAAGACAGCUUGAUAUUUCUCAAGGAGGAAGCUCGUUGGAAUGAGAGUAUUAGUGAUGAUGAUCACACGUUCUCAGUGACUGAUGGUGCCCUCCCGGUUGAAAAAUUCGAUCACCCCUUUUUGUUGAAUCCAGCGUUGAGGGAAAUGUUUGAUGUACUUAAGCGAGUCUCUGUGACCCUGGAUGUGGAAACGGCGCAUCCGCAGCUCGAGUUGUCUGAGGAUCGGAGGAGUGUGAGAUGUACCAGGGCACUGAUACAGAGGAGUCUCCCUGACACCGGGAAGAGGUUCACAGACUGGGAAUGUGUGCUGGGAUCGGAGGGAUUCACAUCGGGGAGACAUUACUGGGAGGUGGAGGUGGCGGGGAAUCGGGGCUGGUAUCUGGGAGUCGCCGCAGAGUCUGUGGAGAGGAAGAGAGGGGUUGAACUGAUCCCGGUGAACGGAUUCUGGACCAUUGGGCGGGUUGUUGACGAGUUUUAUGUGAACACCUCCCCUGAAACCCGUCUCCCUGCCGGUCCCAUCCCCGGGAGGGUGGGAGUUUAUCUCAGUUACGGGUCCGGCACAAUUUCAUUUUACAGCGCGGACACCAAGUCCCAUCUCCACACCUUCACGGCGAAUAAAUUCACGGAGAAACUUUAUCCUUUCUUCUGGACUGGGGAUGGAAACCGGUGCCUGAGGAUUUGUUCUGGUUCCGCUCCGGGUCUGUAACCGGGUCGGGUCCCGGGACCGGCGUCAGGAGGAAGUCAGUGUAAAUAUAAAUGUGGGGAGAGUGAAAUAAACACGA